AUUUUUCUUCAGUCACCGACUCUCGACGAAGAAGAUGGCUUCCACAACCAGCAAAUCGGAUUCGAAGGAAGAAGUGAAACAAACCCUAAACUCCAAAAACCCUAAAAAUGUCUACCAAAUCGGAGGCCUUCAAGUUGAAUUCCCUUAUCAACCGUACGGAACCCAGCUUGCGUUCAUGAGCCGGGUCAUAUCUACGCUUGAUCGUGCCCAGAGAGACGGUCACUGUCACGCUUUGCUCGAGUCUCCCACUGGUACCGGCAAAUCUCUAUCAUUGCUCUGCUCAGUUCUCGCUUGGCAACAGAACUAUAAAUCUCGGCUUCUAAAAGGGAAUUUAUCUCAUUCGAAAGCUGCCCCUGAAGCAGCCACCGAUCCAUUGAAUCACGGAGGUGGAUUCAUACCAGAAACGCAACCCUCAGAUACUCCUGCUUCUACAAAUGUGGAGAAAGCUGAAACUGCAACUAAGAAGAGAACCAAAAUUCCUACCAUAUACUAUGCUUCACGAACUCAUUCUCAGAUUACUCAAGUGAUUCGUGAGUAUAGGAAAACUGGUUACAGAGUGCCCAUGGCUGUAUUGGCUUCAAGAAAACAUUACUGCACUAAUCGUCAUGUACUUGGGAAAGACAAUGUAGAUGAUGAAUGUCGGUUACUCCUAAAAGAUAAGGCAAACAUACAAUGUUCUGAAUUCAAGAACGUCAAUAAAAUCACAUCUCAUCCAUCGCUUCAGCCCAGAGGUCACAAUGAGGUUCAUGAUAUUGAAGAUCUUGUAAAAGUUGGAAAAAAUGUUAGAGGCUGCCCGUAUUUUGCUUCCUGGUCAAUGGCGGAGAACGCACAAUUGGUUUUUUGCCCUUAUUCCUAUAUAGUUAAUCCUGUCAUUCGAGCAGGAGUUGAAGUAGAUCUGAAAGGAGCGAUUAUAAUUUUUGAUGAAGCACAGCCGUCUACUAAAUCUUACACUGUCCACAGCAAUAUGGAAGACAUUGCUCGUGAAGCAGGUAGCAUUAAUUUGGAAGAAGACACUCUUUUCAAAUUACAGAAUGAACUAGAACAGAUGAGCUUGGCGCAGCCAAUGAUUUAUCAACCCUUGUGUGAAGUAGUAGAGGGACUGAUAAGCUGGAUUGGAAGAAAAAAGGACUCAUUAGCAAAACGUGAUUUUCAGCAUUAUUUCUCUAGCUGGACUGGAGACAAAGCUUUAAGAGAGCUUGAGGAAUCUAAUAUCACUCGUGAAUGCUUCCCAAUCUUAUUGGAAUGCUUUACAAAGGCUAUCAGAACAUCAAAGGAGGCAGAAAUGGAAUCAGAUAUGCUUUAUUUGAGCGGGAUAUCUGUCUUGACACUAGAAGAGUUGUUCUCUUCACUUACAUACUUCUUUUCAAGAAAUGGAAGUCACAUCUUAGAUUACCAACUGGGUUUACAACGCUCUACUAAAAGAGGAGAUCCUUCUGGUACCUGGACGCAUACUUUCAGUUUGUGGUGCAUGAAUCCUGCUGUUGUUUUCAAAGACUUAGCUGACAUAUCUUUAUCCAUCAUUUUAACAUCUGGGACUUUGUCACCAAUGAAUUCUUUCUCAUCUGAACUUGGGAUGCAAUUUGGCACUUCUUUAGAGGCUCCACAUGUUAUUGAUCCUAAUAUGCAGGUGUGGGCUGGCGCAAUCUCCAAUGGUCCUAGUAAUUAUCCUCUAAAUGCAAGUUAUAAAACAGCUGAUACAUAUUCAUUCCAGGAUGCUCUUGGGAAAUCAUUGGAAGAAAUCUGCACUAUUGUACCAGGAGGCUCUCUGAUAUUCUUUCCAAGCUAUAAGUUGAUGGAAAAACUCUGCACGCGUUGGCGUGAAACUGGGCAGUGGUCUCGGCUCUGCUUGAAAAAGGACCUUUUUGUUGAACCAAGAGGAGGCGCCCAGGACGAAUUCGAUUCUGUUCUGAAGGGAUAUUAUGAUUCUAUACGCGGGAAGAAUAAAUUAAUUGGAAGAAAUAGAAGAGCUAAGAAAGCAGGGCCUAUUAAAACUGAGACUCAAGAUGAUUCCAAGAAGGGAGCUGCAUUUCUUGCAGUAUGUAGAGGAAAGGUUUCAGAAGGGAUUGACUUUGCUGAUGACAACGCCAGGGCAGUGAUAAUUGUUGGCAUUCCAUUUCCAAACUUACAUGAUAUUCAAGUCGGACUGAAGAAAAAAUAUAAUGAUACCUACAAGUCAUCUAAAAGUCUUCUUGGAGGGAGUGAAUGGUAUUGCCAACAGGCCUAUCGUGCUCUAAAUCAAGCUGCAGGACGAUGUAUCCGGCAUAGGUUUGAUUAUGGUGCCAUCAUAUUCUUAGAUGAGCGAUACAAAGAACAAAGGAACAGAGCGUCUAUUUCAAAGUGGCUAAGGCAGUCUAUCAAAGUGUAUGAUAAUUUUGAAGCAUCUAUGGAAGGGUUGAGAUAUUUUUUCAACAGUGUCAAGGAGCAAGUUGACAGUAAGAUGUUAGGGUCCCAGGACGAUACUGUUGAGAAGAACUUUUCCUCGGAAAACCAAAGCAAAGAAUACAGAAGGAAGGAAAAUCAGAUUCAGAACAAAUCUAGUCAAGUGGAACCAAAAGUGGAGGACGUGGAGGACUACACAAAUUCGAAUCCAAAAUAUCCUUAUAUGUAUGAAAGCAAAGCCUUUGGGGAUCACAGAGAUGUGAAACCAAAAAUAGCUGAAGAUUUGAGAUACAUGGGGCAUUCGACGCAGACAUUUGUUCAAGUUAAAGAGGAAGCUGAAUGCUGUAGAGAAGUUAUUGACCUUGAGUGUGGUGUCCAACCUGAGCCUGGGUAUUGUGAGGUAUCAUCGGUGACCAACUGUGAUGAAGAUCCAGAAACAUCUUUUGUCAAGGAAAGCUCUGGAAUGAUCAAUGGUAUUUCAGUUGCCAGUCCAUGUUCUUGCUCGGUGAAUGAAUGCUCUAGUCCAACAACAAUAGGUCGGAGAUCUCCGAGGUCUCCUGAUCAAUUAUUAAAGCAGCAUAUAUCUACUCCAAAUUUCAGAAAAUCUCCUCUUGGAGCUGAGUCGUCCGUAGUAGCAACUUCUGAGAGAUAUUCCUUUGGUGACACCCGUAGUUUGACUCUAGAAGCAGAGUCAUCUUUCAACAUGAGCGUUAAUUCUCAAGCUUUGAAGCGAAGAAAGUUUACCAGCUCUCCUGUCAUUGACCUUGAAGACGAAAACAGCGAUGCUCCUAGUACUAGACCCUCGGAUCACACGACUUUAACAAGAAAAAUUGAGUUUGGGUUUGGGAUUACGGAACCAAGAUCCCAAAACUUCAACAUAUAUUCUUUUCCAGAAGUGAAUCAGAAAGUGCAGCUAUCUUGUUCGCUCUGCAGAAGUCCAUUAGGUCUACCUGAGAAUCACUCAUAUCUCAAUUGCUUGUUGACUUCGUCUUCCAAAAAGUAUUUGCUGUCUCUUCUGAAAAAAACGUCAAGAACUGGAGCUGCAGAAAUGCCAACAAGUGUUUCAAUUAUCAUGACAGAUUGCUCAAUGGUUAAUCAGAGACUCUGCAGAAAAUUUGAAGGCUCAAAAGGUCAGGGUAUUUGGUGCGAGCAAGAUGGAUGUGUUUUCAAUACUAUCUCUUGCCCUUUCUGCAGUAUCCCAAACACAUGUCUCGGAGUGCAAGUCAUGGCUACUGAUUCAUCAAAUGUCCAGUUUUUGAGCAAAAUUUUGUUCUUUGCUGAUCAUCUAGAAGUCACCAAUGAAGCUGCAAGCAAGGAUUCAACGUUAAAGCACAAGGAACCACUUGCUGAGACUAAUGCAGCUGUGGACAAGAGUGAUGUGUUAAAGUCAAUAGAAAGAUUUGCAUACUCCCCAAAUCAGCAGCAAGAUUCAGGAGGCUGGAGGACUACAAAAUCAAAGUUGAGACUACCAAAACGCAAUUUUCCAACGAGCAAGAAAACCUAGAGAAAUGAUGCAUCAACAAGAUGAAGCGGUCUGAUUCAUAAUGAGGAAUAAGUCAAGACAGCCAAACCAGCACCAAGUUGUCAUAAACCAAUGUGAACCAAAGAACUUUGCUCAUGUGGCCGAAGAAAGAUUGGUUUUUGCC
Messenger RNA from Arabidopsis arenosa, 4025 nucleotides. The record is from the annotation of a GenBank genome assembly. NCBI's taxonomy places the organism in Eukaryota, Viridiplantae, Streptophyta, Magnoliopsida, Brassicales, Brassicaceae.